AUGCGUAGUGUCGCCGCUCAUUGCACCAUUGAAUAUCGAUUCGCCAAAUCGUCGUUGCAGGGAGCCGGGGAGAUGGAGACUGGCGUGGACGCGGCCCGCUUACUCGUGCUCCUCUCGCAGCAGCAGCAGCGCGGCGGCGUGGGCGCGGGCGACGUGCAGCGCGGAGGCCGCGAGUUCGAGUGCAAGACGUGCGGCAGGCGGUUCCCGACGUUCCAGGCGCUGGGUGGGCACCGCGCCAGCCACAGGCGCCCCAGGCCCUACGGCGCGGGGAUACGCCUUGGGCGCCGGACGCUGGCGGCGCACGAGGGGGAGGGCGAGUGCGUUGCAGGACCGAGGGUGCACGGGUGCCCCGUCUGCGGGGUCGGGUUCGCCGUUGGGCAGGCGCUCGGUGGGCACAUGCGGCGGCACCGGACCGCGGCAGCCGAUGCCGAAGCCCUCGGCACCGGGGACGCGACGUCGGUGAAGGAUGACGACGUUGGCGCCGACUGUAACGGUGGCAUCUGCUUGGACUUGAACCUGGCGCCGUCGGAGAACUGCGCCAAGUGCCGGAAGAACGCUGUGCUCGGCGACACGGAGCAGGGCGUACAGAAAACGAUGAUUUUGGAUUUGCUCCCUAUUAGAAGUCAGUGAUCCA
Phragmites australis (common reed) is the source of this 634-nucleotide messenger RNA. RefSeq names its product zinc finger protein ZAT12-like. Bases 1 to 630 code for a protein of 209 amino acids. The transcript is spliced from 2 exons. The record is from RefSeq and is a predicted model, not a curated record. NCBI's taxonomy places the organism in Eukaryota, Viridiplantae, Streptophyta, Magnoliopsida, Poales, Poaceae.